Molecule: messenger RNA, 3814 nt
Organism: Homo sapiens (human)
Lineage: Eukaryota; Metazoa; Chordata; Mammalia; Primates; Hominidae
Gene: TBC1D3E
Product: TBC1 domain family member 3E
Exons: 13
Coding region: 1667-3499 (610 amino acids)
Cellular component (GO): plasma membrane; membrane
Source: RefSeq, a predicted model, not a curated record
ACGCCUCAGGCAGCGGAGGACCCUGACUCUGGGCGCUGCUGACCCGGGCAAGGCCCCACUGUGAUUCGUGCCAUGACCUCAGAAUGUCACUGGUGCUUAGCACCUAUCUGCUCUCUGGCCUGCCUCAGUGGUCUACAGCAGUUACACACAGGCAGUGGUAUCUGUGAGCAGCUCUGUGGACUCAAAGGUUUUCUCCCUGAGAGGCAUGACCCAGGCCAGCUGAUUCAUCAGAAUCAGGUGAGCGUGACCUGCUCUCUUCCCUCCAGGCGGACUUGGGGACAGUGGCUACGGUGCGGGCGGUGUUGGCCUCUGUGGGGCAGCUACCGAGGAGGGUCAUCCCUGAGCACUCACCAGGCGCCCGUUCUACACUGCCCGUGUAGACGAUUGGCUCUUUCGUCUCCAUGGUGGCUUCGUAGAGUGGGUGCUGUUCCCAAAUGUCCCCAUUCGACAGAUGAGACGUCUGGGGUCAGAGAGGCAGUAACCGGCCUGGGAAUCCGGACAUGACCCUGAGUUUUGCUCUCAGCCCUGCCGUGUGCUGUGCUGGAAUUCAGGCCUGAACCCUGUGACCUCCCUGCCCUAGAUCCCAAAUCUGCCCAGGUUUCCCAUCCCGAUGGGGCAGAGCCUGGUCCUGGCAGAGCCACUGGUAUAGAGCCACUGGUACAGAUCCACUGACGGUCCUCAGAACACCUCUGUGCCCUAAGCUGGGUCCUGAUGGUCGCUGUGGGCCCCACUGAACACACAUGGUCCCUUGUCCGGGGGAGCCUGCUGCCCUUGGGCAGCUGUGGAAAAUGAAGGAGCCCUGGAGGGCUGGCUGAGGGGAGACUAUCUUCCCUUGUGUUCAAAGGGGUCCGGGCACUAGGGUUCUCCCCAGGUAUUUCUUGCUCUGCGUGGUCCUCUUGAGGCCUCGCCCUCCUUUUGCCUCGAGUAUUCCCAGGAGGGACGGUCCAUCCAGCUGUUCUCCAGGACCAAGGACCCACUGUUCUUCCUCAGUGACCCAGGAAAAUGAAGCCUCCUCCUGUUGGGACGGCUCAGAAUGGUGGACUCCACAGUCCCUCCGCGAGAGACGUGGUUUCCAUGCGUACAAUAGAUCUUCCUCAUCCCCCAAACCCAACACCCUCCUGCUCAACAGGCGUUAUUCCUAAAGUGGCUUCACUGUUCAGACUGAAGAGCCACGGUAGCCAAAGUGAUGAGCGGAGUAGAACCGAGCAGUCGGGAGAGAUCUUGUUCCCUGUAGGAAACUGGGCAUCGCUGAGGCCCUGAGCAUCCCAGGAGGCCGAUUGCACAGAGACCUCUGGUCGCUGACCCCAGUCUGCCUCCACAUCCCUGGAAUAGCCCAUCAUGGGCCCUUCACCCUUGGCAGGUGGAAACCAUUCAACCUGCUGGGGCCGGUGUGUCCCCAUUUCAUGGCAUUGGGGGACAACAGGAUUCUCUGUCUAGGUCCCACUGUACUCAAGUCCUUGGGAAGAUGCCCACCCCUGCUUGGGACUUGAGACUCCAGAGACUGGAGCAGCUGUGGGCCACUGGGUCUGGCCCCUUUUUCCCUGGGGGCGGCGGUGGAAUGGGGGUUACGCAGCCAGCCAGCAUCUGGGAGCCCGGCGAGAGCGGUUCAGGUGUUCUCCGAAGCCGCCGCGUACAGUGUGACCUUUAGACAAUUCUGUCUCACAGGAUGGACGUGGUAGAGGUCGCGGGCAGUUGGUGGGCACAAGAGCGAGAGGACAUCAUUAUGAAAUACGAAAAGGGACACCGAGCUGGGCUGCCAGAGGACAAGGGGCCUAAGCCUUUUCGAAGCUACAACAACAACGUCGAUCAUUUGGGGAUUGUACAGUCCUGCCCCUCCUGGGAGUCAGCCCCACAGGAAGGCCCUUGUCCUCCCUUCCCUGUGCCUUCUCCUGGGCUGAGCCCUGAGCUGGAAAGGGACAGAGCCAGUCCUUUCUGGGGGUCGGCACCCAGGCUGGGGCCGCUCCAGGCCCCGUGCAGUUCCUCAGCUCUGCCUGGGUUGCCUUACAGUGAGACGGAGCUGCCUCCUCUGACUGCGCGGGAGGCGAAGCAAAUUCGGCGGGAGAUCAGCCGAAAGAGCAAGUGGGUGGAUAUGCUGGGAGACUGGGAGAAAUACAAAAGCAGCAGAAAGCUCAUAGAUCGAGCGUACAAGGGAAUGCCCAUGAACAUCCGGGGCCCGAUGUGGUCAGUCCUCCUGAACACUGAGGAAAUGAAGUUGAAAAACCCCGGAAGAUACCAGAUCAUGAAGGAGAAGGGCAAGAGGUCAUCUGAGCACAUCCAGCGCAUCGACCGGGACGUAAGCGGGACAUUAAGGAAGCAUAUAUUCUUCAGGGAUCGAUACGGAACCAAGCAGCGGGAACUACUCCACAUCCUCCUGGCAUAUGAGGAGUAUAACCCGGAGGUGGGCUACUGCAGGGACCUGAGCCACAUCGCCGCCUUGUUCCUCCUCUAUCUUCCUGAGGAGGAUGCAUUCUGGGCACUGGUGCAGCUGCUGGCCAGUGAGAGGCACUCCCUGCAGGGAUUUCACAGCCCAAAUGGCGGGACCGUCCAGGGGCUCCAAGACCAACAGGAGCAUGUGGUAGCCACGUCACAACCCAAGACCAUGGGGCAUCAGGACAAGAAAGAUCUAUGUGGGCAGUGUUCCCCGUUAGGCUGCCUCAUCCGGAUAUUGAUUGACGGGAUCUCUCUCGGGCUCACCCUGCGCCUGUGGGACGUGUAUCUGGUAGAAGGCGAACAGGCGUUGAUGCCGAUAACAAGAAUCGCCUUUAAGGUUCAGCAGAAGCGCCUCACGAAGACGUCCAGGUGUGGCCCGUGGGCACGUUUUUGCAACCGGUUCGUUGAUACCUGGGCCAGGGAUGAGGACACUGUGCUCAAGCAUCUUAGGGCCUCUAUGAAGAAACUAACAAGAAAGCAGGGGGACCUGCCACCCCCAGCCAAACCCGAGCAAGGGUCGUCGGCAUCCAGGCCUGUGCCGGCUUCACGUGGCGGGAAGACCCUCUGCAAGGGGGACAGGCAGGCCCCUCCAGGCCCACCAGCCCGGUUCCCGCGGCCCAUUUGGUCAGCUUCCCCGCCACGGGCACCUCGUUCUUCCACACCCUGUCCUGGUGGGGCUGUCCGGGAAGACACCUACCCUGUGGGCACUCAGGGUGUGCCCAGCCCGGCCCUGGCUCAGGGAGGACCUCAGGGUUCCUGGAGAUUCCUGCAGUGGAACUCCAUGCCCCGCCUCCCAACGGACCUGGACGUAGAGGGCCCUUGGUUCCGCCAUUAUGAUUUCAGACAGAGCUGCUGGGUCCGUGCCAUAUCCCAGGAGGACCAGCUGGCCCCCUGCUGGCAGGCUGAACACCCUGCGGAGCGGGUGAGAUCGGCUUUCGCUGCACCCAGCACUGAUUCCGACCAGGGCACCCCCUUCAGAGCUAGGGACGAACAGCCGUGUGCUCCCACCUCAGGGCCUUGCCUCUGCGGCCUCCACUUGGAAAGUUCUCAGUUCCCUCCAGGCUUCUAGAAGCAUCUGGGCCAGGGCUCAUGGCUGGAUAAUUUCCCUAGGCUUAACAACCCAAGCAAGCUUCGCAUCCUCGUUUUAUUUUUGGUUAAACUUAUGAAAAUGUAUUAAGAAAGAGUGCAGCUCGAGAGAGAUUCAGAGAUGGAACACACCAGACCCCAGAUCACAAAGCCAACCAUGCCCAGCCCCUCCCAGCACCCCCAGCCCCACGACCAUCGUUCUGAAUUCUGACGACACCGUGAGCCUGCCUUUGUACUUCAAACUCAUGGAAGGAUAACCACCUUCAUGUUUUGAAAUAAAUGUUUCCUGUUGAAAUGA